CGAAUAGUGGAGAAAAGAUACGAGUACGUGGAACUUUCACAGCUGAACUAGGCGGCGAGAGAAUAACUAUGUUCAGCUAAGCCUGUGUAUAGAGUAACCCACUUUAAUGCUACGAAUCUCCAUUUGAAGUUCAAUCAAAAAGGAACGGAAAAAAAUUCACGUUCAUGUGAGACUGACAAAUUAAGGUUGAAGCGGAAACAAGAUAAAGCAACAACAAUACCAAUACAAAAGAUUGCUCGAAACAACGAAAGAUUGGACAUAAACAGCUGAAGCAAAGUGCAGCAAACAAGCCUUAUAAGCGCAGCAAUACUAGUUAAGUUGGCAGCUGGAACAACAGAAGAAAUCAUUCAUCACUAAAGGAAUGGCACCAACACGCCGACCUAGCGAUGGUUUGCUGGCCAGAGUUAAUUUUCCACUUUACGCCAUUGAAAUGCUCACCAGUAGACAUGUGCUGGUCGCAGGAGGUGGUGGUUCAGCUAAAACAGGCGUAGCAAACGGUUUUGAAAUCUACGAAAUCUAUCAUAAUGGCACACACUUUUGUGCUGAGGAGGUAGUGCGGCAUGAAACCGGUGCCAAUGUAGUCAUGAAUUUUGCCGUGCGCAACGAUGGGCGACGCUCAUAUUUGUGUGCGGGUCAAGAAUCACAUUGUCAAUUAUAUUUUGUUAAUCCACGGAUUGUAUAUGAGGGACAAGAGGAUGCGUCAACGGGAGCAGAGGAAAAACGAUCAAAGGGCAAUGGUGCAACAGAUCAUGGAAACGAAAAUGGUUUACACAGGCGUGCGGCCGCAGCAGGUCCACAAGGAUCCGGUGUUCAAGAUUUACCGAAUGGACAUGCUAUGGGUGCUGCCAAGAAGACUAGUGAUCUGAACGCCAACUUGAAGCGCAUAAAAUUUGACAUCAAGGCUGGGGAUUCAGUGCAAACAGAUUUUCUGACAACCGAACCCUUGCAGCGAGUUGUGCGCAUCAGCCCCAAUGGGCGAUUGAUGGCCACCGGUGGCACAGAUGGCCAUUUGAGGGUGUGGUCAUUUCCACAAAUGGUGCAGUAUAACGAUGUGAGCGCACACUCUAAGGAAAUCGACGAUUUGGAUUUCAGUCCGGACUCCAAAUAUGUAGUUACCAUUUCGAAAGAUGGUCAAGGCUUAGUGUGGGAUCUAGCGAGUAUGAAACAACAUCACCAACUGAAAUGGGCUACACCUGAGGGAUCGAAAUACCUGUAUAAACGUUGCCGUUAUGGAACUAUUGAAGCGCAACGCGAUAAAUAUCGUCUCUUCUCUAUUACUAAUCCGCUGGGUAAGGUAGGUAAACAACGUGGUUUCCUACAACAGUGGGACUGCAUAAGCGGGCAGUUACGCAGCGCGGUGCAAAUUGAUGAGAGCUUAGCCUCGUUGGCUGUGCGCGAUGAUGGUCGUUUCGUGGCGGUGGGCACUAUGUUCACUGGCAGUGUUUCUAUCUACAUUGCCUUCAGUUUACAGCGCGUUCUCCACAUUCCCAAUGCGCAUUCGAUGUUCGUAACCGGUUUACAAUUCUUACCCAUCACAAACGAGGAGGGACCACCAAUUUCAAGUGAUACUGAAGCGGCGGUCCUUUCAAUAUCCGUAGACAAUAAAGUGUGCAUACACAGUCUGCAGCAACGACGAACCAUACCCGCUUGGGUGGCAAUAAUACUCAUCAUUGUCGUGCUGUUUGGCGCCUUUGCCUUUUGUUCAUAUGUAGGCAUUUAAAAAUACAUACAGAUUUGUGGCAUUUAAUUAAGUGGAAUGAAAAGCAGUAGGAUGACAUGAAAUUUAGCAACACGUCAACUAACUGAACAAUAUGUAGGAACAUAUACACCUGCGUUCAACUAUCUAGAAACGAAAUUCUAAAAGAUAUUGGUUGCCAAUUAUGUUUAUUUUUUUAUUUUUAAUAAUUUUCAUUUAAAAUAUACACAGUUUAAUCUGUAACAGAAACCACAAUA
Messenger RNA from Rhagoletis zephyria (snowberry fruit fly), 1953 nucleotides. Its product is annotated as prolactin regulatory element-binding protein. Gene Ontology annotation, molecular function: protein binding; guanyl-nucleotide exchange factor activity. The record is from RefSeq and is a predicted model, not a curated record. Gene Ontology annotation, cellular component: endoplasmic reticulum membrane. NCBI's taxonomy places the organism in Eukaryota, Metazoa, Arthropoda, Insecta, Diptera, Tephritidae. Gene Ontology annotation, biological process: endoplasmic reticulum to Golgi vesicle-mediated transport.